AUGGAUUUAGACACAAGGUUGUGCUUCAGUGUAGCUGCUGCUGAUGAUGCUGUGUUGUGGCUCUCAGCUUUAGAUGAUGACCCCAGCGUUCUCAGAGUAGAAAUGUCAUGUGGCCAUGCGGCAUCUUCAGAGUCGCUGACUGCCUGGUGUCGCAGUCUGCUGGACCAAGGUCAGUAUAAAUUUUACUGACCAGCUAUCACACACAGGGCAGUAAAAUGUAAAGCAGAGUGGCCGUACUCGGAGGUCAGGAGACUGGCGGUGUUUAGUGAUUCGGAGCGGGCUCAUUUCGAGGAGAACAUGGCUCUUCUGGCGGCAGCUGAGUUCUGCGAGUUCAAAUCCUGUCCGAGCUGUGAGUCCUAUGUUGAGCGGGAAGACCUGAGUAAUCUCGGUGUGAAAUGCACCAUCUGCACAAAAAACACCUGCUAUCAGUUCUGCUGGCAGUGCAUGAGAGAAUGGAAAGGAGCAGCUCUAUACUGUGGUUAUGAUGACUGCGUCAACCCAGAUAUUGACAAGCUAGCAAAGUGUAGAAAUGUGACCCUGCCUUCUGUGCACAAUGUGGAGUGUCCUGCCAUCCGAGCCUGCCCGACCUGCGGGCACAACGGCUUCGCUUGUAAGAAUCUUAGGUGUAAGCGCUGCAAAGUGGAGUUUUGCUUCCUUUGCCUAAAGCUGAAGAGUAUUUGCAGUAUGAUAAACGGGCCUUACGAGGUUUGCUCGGUGGCACCACGACAGAAUCAGAUUCCAGUUUGGAAGAGAUAAUGAUUGAUUAAUAUGGAAGAGAUUUGACACAUUUUGUAAACGCACUGGUUAUUGUAAAUGCUCAUGUUUAGCUCUUUAAAUUACUACAAAAAAGAUUUUUUUUAAUUUUUUUUACAUGAUGCACCGUUGUCAAAUAGGCUCUUUCAGUGGCAGUUUUUGUUCUAAAAUGAUAUGAAUGAAUAAAUAAAUAAAUGCAUGAAAUAACAAAGCUUUUUGUCCAUUUAAAAUGUAUCUGUGUUAAACAUUUUUUCUGAUGCGUUCAAGGUUUGAGUGAUUGAAUAAACAUGAAAACUAAUGUAUUUUAAUGAAGUGCCGAAUAAUGUUUUGUUGAUCAAACAAUAUGAAAUAAACUGCAAAGCUAAAGCUAUUGAUUGUGCUACAUAUACAUUCAUCAGAAAAGAAUUUGAAACCACAGCAUAGACUUACUUACGAAUGUACGUGAUUUUUAAAACGCAUGCACACAAACAAGGCUCAUAUAUACAGUGUAUAUAUAUAUAUAUAUGGUUUGGACUUUAUUUUUAGGUCUUUACCUGUAACAGAUUGCCUUUUAUAUAUUCAUACUGUGCACAUUUCCGUAUGUGUGACACUUUUGAUGUAUUUUAUGUUACUCUACGUGAUCAUGUAAAUUGCCACUAGGGUACAAAUAAAGUGUUUAAAAAUGUUA
Messenger RNA from Onychostoma macrolepis, 1420 nucleotides. Its product is annotated as potential E3 ubiquitin-protein ligase ariadne-2-like. Lineage: Eukaryota; Metazoa; Chordata; Actinopteri; Cypriniformes; Cyprinidae. The record is from RefSeq and is a predicted model, not a curated record.